UUAAGUGACGUGUAAGGUGUAUUCGUCGGCACCCCAUAAUUUUCUUAUUUUCCAAAAGAAAAAGCUCAAAAUGAGCUCUUUCAAGCGUGAUAAAAAAGAGGAGGAAGAUAGCGGUGGCAAUCCAUACCAAAAUCUUGAUAAAACGAUUGUGUUACAAGAGGCCAGAUAUUUCAAUCAGACUCCAGUAAAUCCUCGAAAAUGUUGCCUGAUCUUGUCGAAAAUCCUCUACUUGUUGAAUCAAGGAGAGAAAUUCACUACACAGGAGGCAACCGAAGGGUUUUUCGCUACAACAAAGCUGUUUCAGUCGAAGGAUGUAAUGUUGCGCCGUAUGGUAUAUUUAUGCAUAAAAGAAUUAAGUACGUUGGCCCAAGAUGUAAUCAUUGUUACAUCUUCUUUAACUAAAGAUAUGACUGGUAAGGAGGAUUUAUAUAGAGCGGCUGCCAUAAGGGCUCUGUGUAGUAUAACUGAUAGCACUAUGUUGCAAGCAAUAGAAAGGUAUAUGAAACAAGCCAUUGUUGAUAAGAAUCCUGCAGUAAGCUCAGCAGCACUUGUGUCGGCUUUGCAUUUGUCGUCCACCGCGCCUGAUUUAGUUCGUCGAUGGGCGAAUGAAGCACAGGAAGCCAUCAGUUCUGACAAUCCAAUGGUGUCUUACCAUGCACUGGGAGUUGUAGCUGGUUCCAGAAAGAAUGAUAAGUUAUCAACUGUGAAACUUGUUACCCGUCUUGCUCGUUCUCCUUUAAAAUCUCCAUAUGCUCUAUGCCUACUCAUUCGUUUGGCUGCGCAACUUGUAGAAGAUGAUGAUUCAGAUGCUUCUCAACCCUACAUAGAAUUUAUUGAAUGUUGCCUCCGCCACAAAUCUGAAAUGGUCAUUUAUGAAGCAGCUCAUGCCAUUGUAAACCUUCGCAAGACUGCAAGGGACCUUGCCCCGGCUGUUUCUGUAUUACAGCUAUUUUGUGGGUCCUCUAAAGCAUCUUUAAGACUCGCUGGUGCCAGAACUCUUGCAAGAUUGACAGCAAAACAUCCUACUGCAGUAGCUGCAUGUGCUGUUGACCUGGAAAAUUUAAUAUCAGAUCCAAAUCGUUCUGUAGCCACUUUAGCAGUUACAACUUUACUAGCAACAGGGGCAGAAAGCUCUGUUGACAGACUUAUGAAGCAAAUAUCGAGUUUUGUGUCUGAGAUUUCAGAUGAAUUCAAGAUAGUAGUUGUGAGAGCUAUAAGACGUCUUUGCACAAAGUUCCCAAGAAAACAUCAAUCAUUAGCGUCAUUUUUAGCCGGCAUGCUUCGAGAUGAGGGCGGUCUCGAGUAUAAAGCAGCUAUUGCCGAUGCUAUAAUUGCGUUGGUAGAAGAAAAUCCAGAUGCUAAGGAGACAGGCUUAGCUCAUCUCUGCGAGUUUAUUGAAGAUUGUGAACACACAGCUUUAGCUGUACGUAUUCUGCACUUAUUAGGUCGUGAAGGUCCAAAAUCUCGUCAACCAUCACGGUACAUACGUUUUAUAUACAACAGAGUUAUCUUGGAGUCUGGACCAGUUCGUGCUGCCGCGGUUUCCGCCGUUGCCCAGUUUGGUGCUCAGAGACCUGAGUUAUUGCCUAACAUAAGCGUACUCCUCGCGAGGUGCCAGUUAGACGAUGAAGAUGAAGUUAGAGACAGGGCUAUUUAUUUCAGUGCCAUCCUAGAAACUGGAGAUGAACAAUUAAUCAAUGAUUAUAUUAUAAAUGUUCCGAAACCAAAUCCAGUUUUGCUUGAAAAGGCUCUGAGAGACCACAUCGCCACACGGCCUGAUGAACCGUUUGAUUUAAGUACAGUGCCUACAGAAGAAGAACCAAAAGAAAGUAAGGAACCUAUUGCAGAGAUUGAAGUGAGGAAACCAGUUCAGGUAUCAAUGGAAGAGUUGUAUUCAGAACAAUUGUCAAAGAUACCAGGAGUAGAGAGAUUGGGACCAUUAUUCAAAACAAAUCAACCAGUUGAUUUGACAGAGGCUGAGACAGAAUACAGGGUUCGUCUGAUUAAGCAUGUGUACAGUAGGCACGUUAUACUGCAAUUUGAAUGUGUUAACACACUUAGCGAUCAAAUACUCGAAGCUGUACAUGUAAGGCUGGAAUGCCCACCUGAUUACGAUGUAAAGGCGAUUACACCAUGUCAAAAGUUGGUAUACGACAAACCGGAUAGCGUGUUUGUCGUAGUGGAAUAUCCACCUGGAAUUUUUGAUACUUUAGCAACAUUUGGUGCUAGUUUGGAGUUCACUGUCCAUGACUGCGAUCCCACAACUGGAAUACCCGACCCUGGAGAAGGCUAUGCUGAUAAUUACCCAUUAGAAGAGUUCGAAAUGGGUUUUGCUGAUCAAAUCCGUGCUAGAGCUGCUGCAGAUGAUUGGGACCAAACUUGGGAGCGUGCAGCAAACGCUCAUGAGGCUACCGACACCUUUGUAUUAUCACAACACGAUAUAAACGAAGCCGCUUUAGCAGUUUGUGAACAUCUAAGUCUACCUAAGAAUGCUAUUAUAGGGGAAGCUGUUAAGGAAAUCCGUGGUGGCGGUAUAUUUAGAGGAGGCGCACCGGUAUUAGUAAGAGCUCGAUUAGCAGGAGGCAGUGCUGGUAUUACUAUGCAGUUGGCAUCCAGGUCCCCUAGAGAGGACGUCGCACAAUUGCUUCUUGCGGCAGUAGGUUAAAUAAGAUUCUGUAUGAUUUUUAUGUCAGUGAAGUCGCUGUUUAUAAUAAAUGCCGAAUUGGAUUAGCCCUGUUUUUAUGGAUGUAACAUGCAGGGCAACCCGUUAUUACUUACUUUAUUUUAGAUGUGUCACUUAAUAUUUCAUAUAAUACUUUCAAUUGUUUAGACAUGGCCUACUGUGGCUAAAGUAGUGAUUAAUACAAAUAAUAAUAUAUGUUACUCCACAUAAAUAAAUAAAAUAAAAAUGGCUUUUAUUUCUUGCCCAUUUAAGAAAAAAUAGUUUUUAAUAUUAUGAAGUAAUGUUAGUGUUUAAAA
Molecule: messenger RNA, 2979 nt
Organism: Achroia grisella
Lineage: Eukaryota; Metazoa; Arthropoda; Insecta; Lepidoptera; Pyralidae
Gene: gammaCOP
Product: coatomer subunit gamma-2
Exons: 2
Coding region: 71-2665 (864 amino acids)
Biological process (GO): organelle transport along microtubule; intracellular protein transport; protein secretion
Cellular component (GO): Golgi membrane; endoplasmic reticulum; endoplasmic reticulum-Golgi intermediate compartment
Molecular function (GO): structural molecule activity
Source: RefSeq, a predicted model, not a curated record